Chrysemys picta bellii (western painted turtle) is the source of this 2268-nucleotide messenger RNA. The record is from RefSeq and is a predicted model, not a curated record. NCBI's taxonomy places the organism in Eukaryota, Metazoa, Chordata, Testudines, Emydidae.
GCGUGGGCAGACACCCUCUGCCCUUUGUGUGUGUGUGGUGGGGAAUGGAACAGGCUCCCUGCCAUUGAGAAAUUCACCGGCGCUGCGGGCGUGAAUAACUUUCUCUGCUCACCCAACAGCUGACGAUGACUCCUCUUCCUCGGUGAAACUCCCACAGCGCCGCCGACCGAGUAGCGACGCUUCCUGGUUGCGAUCCGCAGCGGGACCCAUGUGCGACACCACCGACACGGAGAGACCGGGGCGCUAGGGGCGUGACAUUAGGGGCGUGCCCCGCGGCGGCUCUUUGCCUGGCACUCGGCUUCGCCCCUCCAGCGUGCCGGACAGCCCAGCCCCAGCCCCGAGCAUGGAGACGGGCCCCCUCCUCGCCCUGCCGCACGACAAAGCAGAGCUCCUGUCGGAGCUGCAGAGAGGGGCCCCGCCGCUGGAUUUCUGCCUAGAGCAGGGCCCCCGGCUGGCUAGACCCCAAGACGCUCUGGCUCUCAACGGGGAGGGCACCCAGCGAGUGCUCAGUGAGCCUGUCAUCUCCAAUCGGCAUGACUCGGAGGAGAUCGUCACCUACAUCUCGGAGAGCAUGACGGUGACAUCGGCUGAUGAGGAGAAGCUGCUGCUUCUCAACAAGAACACGGAGCUGCGGCGCAUCAACAAGGAGCUCAUGAAGCUAAAUCAGGAGUGGGACCAAAUUUACCAUACCACUACCCUGGGGCUGCAGCAGAAGAUGGGGGCCCUGCAGCAGGAGGUGGUUAUCCUCAAGCAGCAGACGGAGAGGCUCUCCAUGAAGCUUGAGCACGAACAGAACAAGAGGGAGUACUAUGAACAAACCCUCAUCCAGGAGCUCAAGAAGAACCAGCAUUUACAGGAGUACGUGAGGCAGCUAGAAGGCAGACAGCACCACGACAGGGAGAAGAGGACCUCGGCUGGCUCCGAAGUACUGGCAUCUGUGCCCUGGGAGGAAUUUGUAGAUGCCCAGUUCCCGCUUCCCAGAAAGAGCCUGAAGGAGAAUUCACCCAAAAAGCACGAAGAAGCCAGUCAGAAAGUGCAGGGGGGUGAGACCUAUAAGCCCAGGAAGUGCAAGCACUUGACCCAGACAGAAAUUUAUGAGGCGGAUUACAGGACGGAACACAAAGACCGGGAGCGAAUCAAAGCAGAGAAUGAGAAGCUACGGAAGAAGGAGGAGGAGAUGAGGCAGCAGAUGGCACUUCUGCAAGAGCAGCUUAAGAUCUUUGAGGAUGACUUCAGGAAGGAGCGGUCAGACAAGCAACUGCUUCAGCGCCUCCUGAAGAGCAAGGCCAGCCCCAAGGAGCCCAUCCUUGUUCAUCGCUGCAACAGCCAGGAGAGGCCAGUGGUAUCUGCCUUGCCUGCGCACUCCACUUCCUCCACAUCCAAGCGAGGCAACUGCAGCAAGCACUGUGAGAAGCACAGCCACAAGCAGGGGGAGUGUGCCAAGCACCACUUGCGGGAUGCUGAGGCAUAGGCAUCCCCAUUCAGCAGAGACUACUAGCAAGGAGAGACAUAUACAUCUUCCAGGCAGCACUUCUUAAGCUAACAUACAUGGUCUCUCCAGCAGUCACCUGCUGCUGGGUGCAUGUCUCCAGCCACAGGAACCAGCACUGCUCUCCUGCAGAGGCCAUCAGGAGCUGCUUUCAACACCAUAGAUGCUUUCAGCAGCCACACCUUCCAUUGGUUAUAGCUCAGACCAAUCAGGGCUUGAGGUUUCAGCAGCCCCAUAGAGCAGAAGCCCAAGCUAAUUUACUUGCUUCCUCCCUAUUUUUCUGAAAUAAGAAUGGAAGGUUUGUGCCUGGAUUGGAGCUCAUCUCUUAGAGCCAUCCAAGCAGCUUCACCUUGCUCCCGGGCAUCACCUGCUUAAAUCUACCUUGCAAGUAAUUCUGGGGCAGGGAAAGCUUGACAAGAAGCACGUACAUUGCCCCCCACAUCAAGAAGAGUGUUGAGAAUAAAAGGCCCUUGGACACAGGGGAUGGGAGUGGGGGUAAUGCUAGAGUCUGGAAAGGGUUCACCCCACCCUGCCUUGAGUCCUUAGCUGUAAGUCAUCCUAUAUUCUAGCAAUACCUCCCAGUGCAGCUGCUGCUCCAGCAAAGGGUUUCUCAGUGCUUCAAUUUCUCAAGGGAUUUCAGCAGCUCCCCACUCCAGCCUCAAACUCAGCCAGCAAGGACUGGGGCCAACUGUUACCUUUAUUUAUUUUAACCAAUCUCCUGGAUCCCAUAGAGUUGGUACUUUAUAUAAGUGAUUAAAAAUAAAUAAAAUAAAUACAAA